UGUGGAAGCAAAAUGGUCGUAACUUGUGAUAUUCAGUUCAAUCAUAAUGAGCACGGUAUUUAUUUCGCUGACCAGUUGGUGGAUGGCGCGGUGGUGUUAAAGGCUGAUAAACCCAAAAAUGUUAAAGCUGUAAUAUUGAAUAUAUCCGGAUUUGCUAUUACAAAAUGGCGAGAAAAACGUUUCGGUAAAGCACGACACUUUUCGGGACGUGAGGAUUAUAUGGAGUCCAAAACAUAUCUAAUGGGAUCGGAAACAAGUCAAAUUUUUACAAUCCAAACCGGUACGCACACAUAUAAUUUUGCCUGCAAGCUACCAGAGAAUUGUCCUACAUCAUUUGAGGGCCUUCAUGGCUGCAUUCGGUAUAUAGUUAAAGUGACACUGGUGAUACCCUGGAAAUUCAAUCAGACUUAUACGCGUGGCUUCACAGUGAUGAAAAUGCUCGAUCUUAACUAUGAAUCACCGCAAAUAAAGAUACCAAUAACUUCAGAGAAUUAUCGUUCAUACUGCUGCGGACCCUGCAAAACGGACCCUCUGAAGAUGCAAAUACAACUGCCGCAGGCCGGUUAUGUGCCCGGACAGCGCAUACCCGUCACCGCGCUGGUCAUCAAUAACACCAACAUACCCGUGGCGGAAGUGCGUUAUGCGCUCGUAAUGUUGGUUCGGUAUUCCAGCCCAGCGCCAGCGUUACACUCAUGCCUCGAACGCAUUACCAUGACAACGGCGAAAAGUGAGUCUGUGCUGCGUAAUAGCACGCGCUCGUUAACGCACGAACUUCUUGUGCCGUCCACACCACCAACUUGCUUGCGGUCUUGCAGUAUUAUACGCAUUUCCUAUCAGGUGGAAGUCGAGGCACGCAUGAAGGGUUGGUAUUCUAGUCAGACCAUUACAAUUCCCGUUCUUAUUGGAAAUGUGCCACUGUGGCAAACACCAUCAGUUAUACAACAACAACCGCGCGGUAGUCGUAUGCCAGCACUAACUGAGGAAGUGCUGUUGCAGGGUAAUGAAGUGAACAAGGAGGGUGAGCAACAAGCUGUGACUGAAGUAAUGGAUGAGCAGAAUGUAGCAUUAACAGGGGUUCAGUCGCCAGCAGAUAUUUACCCGGAAUUGCCACCACCCAACUACGAGGAGUCUACGCACACCAUGCGAGGCGAUGUGAACGAAGAUGACUUACACGCAUUCGGGCCAUGUGAAUUUGCGCCAUUAUAUCCAGUAUAUGCCGUACCCUUAACAAUGGCUCCAACCGCGCCAGUUACGCCGGAACCAACACGCGGUGCUUAUAUAAACCAAAAUUUCGAAAAUGACAAGGUGUAGAGGAAGCCUCUUUUGUACAAAACGAUAUUAUUGUUAUUUGCUUUCAUUUCAUAAAUAUGAAUUCACAUAUACAUAUGUAAAUGUAUUUAAACAUAUGUCGUAGAAACCUAAAACUAUUAAUAAA
This is a messenger RNA of Bactrocera neohumeralis, 1435 nucleotides long. RefSeq names its product arrestin domain-containing protein 17-like. The transcript is spliced from 5 exons. Bases 13 to 1311 code for a protein of 432 amino acids. Lineage: Eukaryota; Metazoa; Arthropoda; Insecta; Diptera; Tephritidae. The record is from RefSeq and is a predicted model, not a curated record. Gene Ontology annotation, cellular component: cytoplasm. Gene Ontology annotation, biological process: protein transport.